UCAAUCAUUCCCAUGCCUCUGCUCCAGACGCUACAGAUAAGCGUGAGAGAAAGGCACAGAGAGAGAGACACACACAGGGAGAGGAGAGACUGACUGAAGCAAUGUGCUGGACUUGGACUUGAGUUCCCAUCAACACUUCUGAAGCGGACAGCUGGGAAAACGAGCUGCCUUGGAGGUUGUCAACUCUGACUAGAGAGAAGUAAUCCAUGACCCUGAACUACUACAGCGAUGGACAAGAAAAGUGAAAAUGGCUACCCUAGAUCCGGAGGAGAGAGUGGAGGUGGGGGUCAGAGGAAGCAGCUGCCCUACUCCGUAGAGACCCCAUACGGCUUCCACCUGGACCUUGAUUUCCUCAAGUAUGUGGACGAUAUCGAGAAAGGCAACACCAUCAAGAGGGUGCACAUCCAGCGCAAGGCCAGAGGCCCUCCUAAGUUCAGCACCCUGCCCAGGAACUUCAGCCUGCUAGGGCAUGGAGCCAGGCCGGCCCCUAAGGACAACUGGUCCUCUACCCUAGGGCCCAAGCCCCGGGGCAGAAUUACUGAUGUCCAGCAGAUCUUGGAUUUUAGACCCAGUGACGGUGGCACAUCGGGUAUUCAUAGCCAGAACAGCAGGGUGCAAGGGAGCUUUGCCUCUGCCAGGCCCAGGGAGGAGGCAGGUGCUGGGCCUUGGGUGUUAGGCGAACAGCCCCUGGGGAGGCCCAACCUCCUUCGGACGUCCAGCAUGCCAGUCACCAUCCCGCACAGGAAGGCCUCUGAGUCCGGGGACGAAAGAACGGAGAACGUCUCAUCUGAGAACGUGGUCCGCGCUGUUCCCCAGGACCGGUCGGGGCUGCACCAGCAGAUCACCGCAGCCCUGAAGAGGGUCAGAGAGCUGGAGGACAUGGUGAGGACCAUCCCAGAGCUCAAGUCCCAGAUCUGCUCACUGAGGGUGGAGAGAGAGCAGCUAAUCCUUAGGCUGCAGGUCCAAACCAAGUUACAGCCUCCAGCCCACCCACAAAGUGCCUCGCCCUCCCCAGCCCCAAGCACUGAUCCCGGGCCAGCCUCUCAGCCGCCGGGGGCUGAAGCAGCAGUGGAUCCCGGGAGAGCAGAGAGCACCGUGUCAGAGGCAGAAACGCAACAGGAAUCCUUAAAGAGUACCGCGCAAGAAGAAGAACCCGAUAGGCUUUUAGCAGCACAGGAACCAGAGAGACAAAUACAGACAGCAGAGGGACCAGAUAGACAAACAGCAUUUCUGAAUCCAUUAGUGCACGAAGAGGAAAGGCCAACAGAGCAACCAGAGAACGUUGCAACACCGAAAGAACCAGAACCUUUAGACAGCAGAGUGUUUGUGCAAGUCACAGAGGGAGUCAGUGUCAGUGGUGAGGAGCACCAUCUCAGUGUCGAACAGCUCCAGGCUAAGCUAGUAGCGCUAGAGGCUAAGCUAAGUCAGGCUAGCGAAGACCUGGAGAGAACGAACAGUCUCCUGAAACAACAGGUAGAGGAGAACAUGAUGAAGGAGGAGAGGAUACUGCAGCUGAGCGUGGGAGGGACAGGAGGCGCGGAGGAGGUGUUCAGGCAGAGACAGACAAGUAGGAGGACCAGUGUGGACCAGCAGACCGAGACGGAGAGAGUGGGAAGUGCAAGUCAGGAGACAGAGACAGAGAGGGCGGAUAUGGUGGAGCAGGGCACGGAUACAGAAAGGAUAGUUAUCUGUUUAACCGGAGAGGGGGCUGGUGGUGUGGAACAGGGGACGGAGACGGAGCGGUUUGACACUCAAGACCAGGUGACAGAGACAGAGAUGGUCAUUGUAUGUCCAGUCAGACCGCGGGCUAAUAGUGUGGAUCGGGGAACAGAGACAGAGAGAGUGGACACAGUGGACCAGGUGACAGAGACACUGCCUGGAGACAGCUUAGACCAGGUGACAGAGACGCAGACAGUCGUCAGUGUAGAUCAGUCAACAGAGACAGCACCUGUACGUCCAGUGAGACCAGCGAGACAUAGGGCUAACAGUGUGGACCGGGAAACAGAGGCACAGACAGUGGAUACUGUGAACCAGGUGACAGUGACAGAGACACAGACAGGAGUCCGUGUAGACCAGGUGACAGAGACACAAACACAGACAGCACCUGUACGUCCAGUGAGACAUAGGGCUAACAGUGUGGACAGGGGGACAGAGACAGAAAGAGUGGGUACAGUUGACCAGGUGACAGAGACAGUGGUAGCACAGAGUACAUAUCAGCAGACAGAGACAGAGGGAGACAGAGUUGAGACGACCAAUAACCACCAUAGAGAAAUAGAGAUUGAGAGUGCGGCCAUAGUAAGUGCGGCCAUAGAAAGUGCGGUCACAGAAAUUGUGGAAGCAGAACGUGUAGUCUCACGCAGUUUGGUUAAAGAGGGUGAGAUCGCUGAGAGUGCAGUACGUUUUGUGGUUAUAGAAAGUGUGGGCAAAGAGAAUGUGGUCCCAGAGAAUGUGGUCCCAGAGAAUGUGGUCCCAGAGAAUGUGGUCCCAGAGAAUGUGGUCCCAGAGAAUGUGGUCCCAGAGAAUGUGGUCCCAGAGAAUGUGGUCACAGAGAAUGUGGUCCCAGAGAAUGUGGUCCCAGAGAAUGUGGUCCCAGAGAAUGUGGUCCCAGAGAAUGUGGUCCCAGAGAAUGUGGUCACAGAGAAUGUGUUAACGGGAAGUAUGGUGAAGAGACAAGUAGUGGUAGUAGAGGAGACUGUCGUUGAACAAAUUACAUUGACUGAAAGUGUUGUUACACAGAGUAUGACCACAGAGAGUACAGUCGUAGAGAGUGCAGCCACAGAGAACUUGGCAACUGAGAGUGAGGUUGUAAAGACCACAGUUACAGAGAGUACGGUCACAGGAAGUGCGGUCAUAGAAUCUCCAGCCCCAGAGAGCCCAGAAGUAGCACCCACUCCCUCUUCCAGCCAGACCCAGAUUGGUCAGAAGGAGUCGGAGCAGGCCCAGCCCCAGUCACAGGACUCUCGUCGGGGGUCCAACUCAGCGUUGGCCCAGGCCCCUCGCCAGGGGUCUAACCCAGCCCUGGGCCAGGUGGUGACGCGCCUCACAGGGCUGAUCAAUGAGCAGUGGGCCCAACUAGGUAGCAGCCAGGACAAGCCAGACAAGCAGGAGACCACCAGCCCGAGUGCCCAGAAGCCUGCAGAAGGGCAGGGUGCGCCCGCUGCAGGGAAGCCUUUAGCGGGGAAGGCAACGGGGAAGUCAGGUCUGUCUAAGAUGAGCUCCAUCCAGAGCCAGCUGGUCAGCUCCCUCAGUGCCCUGUCUGCCUUCUACUCCCCUGGACAGAAGGAUGCUGCCAACAAACAACAAGGUCUGAAAUCCAUCAUGAAGAAGAACGAUGCUGCUGACAAACAGGGGAACAGAGGAGGAGCCAAGAAGAACCUAAAGUUUGUGGGAGUCAACGGAGGGUAUGAGACUACCUCAAGUGAGGAGGAAUCCAGUGAGGAGGAGAAGGGGGAGGUAGAGGAGGAGGUGGACAGCUCUGAGCCUGAGGAGAAGCGGGAGAAGGAGGAGGAGGUGGACAGCUCUGAGCCUGAGGAGGAGCGGGAGAAGGAGGAGGGAGCUGGAGCAGCUCAGGGCCAGGGGGAGGCCACAGCUACAGAGGACGAGCCCCAGGGAGCAGGGGCCCAGGCUGGGGAGACGGAGGUCCAUGAAGACUCUCAAGACCCAGAGAACAGCCAGGCACUCCUGGAGGAGCAGCCAGCUGCAUCAUCAGGGGAGACGAUCGAUAAGGGCUUCAUGGAAGCGUGUGACUACAUUGAGGGUCGUAUGGCAGAGGUGGUGGCCCCCGAUAAGGAAAUGAGACAUGUCCUGAUGGUGUUGUACCAGGAGUGGUUCCGUGUGUCCAGUCAGAAGGACUCUCUGGCUGACACAGUCACAGAGACCUGUGGUGUGGAGAGAGCGACGGCAAACCUGGCCGACGGCAACGGCAACACAGCGCUCCACUACAGCGUGUCCCACUCCAACUUCCCUGUGGUCAAACUGCUGCUGGACACCGGUCUGUGUGAGGUGGACAUCCUGAACAAGGCGGGCUACACAGCCGUGAUGCUGGCCUCCCUAACAGCUGCUGAUGGAUCAGAGGACAUGGAGGUGGCUCUGCAGCUACUGAGACAGGGAGAUGUCAAUGCCCGCGCUAGCCAGGCAGGGCAGACGGCUCUGAUGCUAUCGGUCAGCCAUGGUCGUACAGCCAUGGUGCGGUUGCUGCUGAGCUGCCAGGCUGACCUCAACAUUCAGGACAAAGACGGUUCGACCGCACUCAUGUGCGCGUGUGAGCACGGUCACACCGAGAUCGCUCGGGUGCUACUGGAGUCUGGCCACUGUGACACCAGCCUCACAGACAAGAAUGGUCAGAGGGCUCUGUCGGUGGCGGUAGCGUCCUCCCACGCUGAGAUAGUUGACCUACUCAAGAGCCACUCAGAUUCCACCACCACCCAGGCCUCCAACCCCUCUACCACCACCUCUGCCACCAUCAUCACCACCACCACAGCCUCUCUCCUCUGAGCCCCCUCCAGUAGCCCCUCUCUAACCCCUACCCUACCCCAGCCCCGGACCCACCCACACCCUGGACCCACUAUACCCCAAACCCCUUUCUCUGGACCAGAGGAGGCUGGUGGGAGGAGCUAUAGGAGGACGGGCCCAUUGUAAUGGCUGGAGUGGAAUCAAUGGAACGGUGUCAAACUGAUCAGUCAUAUGGAAACCACAUGUUUGACUCCAUUCCAUUCAUUCAAAUGCAGCAAUUACAAUGAGCCCGUCCUCCUAUAGCUCCUCCCACCAGCCUCCACUGUCAUGGACUAUACUCUUUUCCAGACUGUCUGGAGGACAGACAAAGGCUGUAUUCACCACCACUGCCUAUAUCUCCCCACGUACCAGAGCUCAGCUCACAGAUAGGCCUAUUGGACCGGAGCCCCACCGACCAGAGCUCAGCUCACAGAUAGGCCUAAUGGACCGGAGCCCCACCGACCAGAGCUCAGCUCACAGAUAGGCCUAUUGGACCGGAGCCCCACCGACCAGAGCUCAGCUCACAGAUAGGCCUAAUGGACCGGAGCCCCACCGACCAGAGCUCAGCUCACAGAUAGGCCUAUUGGACCGGAGCCCCACCGACCAGAGCUCAGCUCACAGAUAGGCCUAUUGGACCGGAGCCCCACCGACCAGAGCUCAGCUCACAGAUAGGCCUAUUGGACCGGAGCCCCACCGACCAGAGCUCAGCUCACAGAUAGGCCUAUUGGACCGGAGCCCCAACGACCAGAGCUCAGCUCACAGAUAGGCCUAUUGGACCGGAGCCCCACGGAACCAGAAUAGCACACAUUCUUCACAUUUCUGCCAACAUUUAGGGAGUGGGAAUAAUGUGUCAACUGUUUGGCAGCCAGCCAAUGUGACACUAAAAAACCCAGUAGCAGUGGCGACAGUGGUGAUUGACAGGUGAUCCAGGAAGAGGGCAGAAGCCAACAGAAGGAUGAUGGUUUGCUGCUUUAUAAUAUAAAACAAGCUAUUCAGGCCAAAAUAAUCUUAAACCCAUGAUCUACCUUAACAAUCGGUCAUUUUAUUAUUAAUACUAUGUUUUUCCUUUUUAUACCUGUAUCUAAGUUUCCAUCCAAUUGGCAACAGAUUUUCAUGUGAAUAUUAUAAAAUCCGCAUAAAGAAAAUAUGCACAUUUUAGUUUCUAGCAAACUGACUUGUUGCAGGAAAUCGCACACAACAUUUUUAAUUUUCGCAUAAAUUCAAACAUUUUUUGUUGUUGUGUGUUUCAAAAAAGAUAUAUGUUUAACCUUUAUUUAACUAGGCAAGUCAGUUAAGAACAAAUUCUUAUUAACAAUCACAGCCUACCCCAGCCAAACCUCGACAACAUGGGCCAAUUGUGCACCACCAAAUCACAACCAGAUGGGAUAAAGCCUGGAUUUGAACCAGGGACUGUAGUGACUCCUCUUGCACAGAGAUGCAGUGCCUUAGACCGCUGCGCCAGUUGGGAGCCAAAAGUUCAAUCAAUCAAUUAAGCAAUCAAUCAAAUGUAUUUAUAAAUACCUUUCUCCAUCAGAUGUCACAAAGUGCUAUACAGAAACCCAGCCUAAAACCCCAAACAGGAAGCGAUGCAGAUGCAUAAGGGAAAAACUCCCUAGAAAGGCCGGAACCUAGAAGAAAAUAUAGAGUACCAGUCCCUGAAGGCUGGCCAGUCUUCUUCUGGCCAGUUGGAGAUUAUAAGAGUACGUGGCCAUUAAAUCCAGAUUGUUCUUCAAGAUGUUCAAACGUUCAUUAACCUAAAUCAAUGUGUUUCCAUCGCAUUUUACACUAGUUUUGACACAAAAACUGUUGCCGUAAAUAUCAAAUAUACCUACUCUGGUUUUGCCAACAGCUCGCAGAUACACUGCGGGUAGGCUAAUCUACACAGUGAGAAUAUUAUGGAUAAGAAUAUUUGCAUUUGUCAAAUGGCAGUCAAGCAUCGAUCAUCAUGACACCAGAAUAAGACCCUCGAUAUUAAUUUGAACAGAACAUCAAGUUCACAGCGCGCACUUUCAACACCCUGUGAAGUUCAUCAUAAUUGACUUAAUAUGUAGCCUGAUAAACUGUACGGUUUCCCGAGUUAUAUCAGUAUUUACGCAUAAAGGUGUUUCCAGCGGCAUUUCACGCAAAACACAUUUUACCGACACAAAAAUAUCCCAACAUGUCUAACGAACAAAUUCUCUGUUGGCAUUUAUACAAUUUUUACGAAAUGUCCUGUUUGCAUCACAGCUGUUGUGUUUUUUUUUUUAUAUAAGGUCUAACUUUACUCACAUGAAAACUGGAUGGAAACGUGUUUAUUAACGACAUCACUAUUCUUUUAUAUUUGGACAUGAGCCAUUUAUUUAACUCAUAAAGUCUGAAUGUUAUUACAGCGUUUUAUAAAAUACACACAGUAUAUUUAUUUUGCAAUGGAAUUUGUUUUACUCUGUUUGACACACGCUGUACAUAUCCAAGCUUGGUUUUCGUCAGUACCGCCUGACGACUGACUCACUCAGACGUCUACCAAUAUGAAGGUUGUACAGUCGGAUGCAGCACGCAGCACGCAGCAAUUUAACAACCCUCGCAGAAGCUACACAGGCUACUACACUGCAGUAUGUUGCAGCAACUGUAUACUCGACUGAACAAUUUACUUUCCCGCUCUAUCUCUCUCUCUUUGUCGCUCACACACCUCACGCACACACACACUCUCUCGCUCACUCCACUGUAAAUGCAUCCCUUCCUCUGUCUGCCUGCUUUUAGACUACAAAUUAAAUGAUGUAUGCACACAAAUUGCUACAAAAUGCACAAAGGGUGUCAGGCAAUUUGACAUUCCAGAUACAGUGUCAUUCAUACUAUGGUACAACACACCACCGAGAACAGGAAGCCUUGCAGUAGACUAUUAUCCAUCACUGGCCAUAAUGUAAUAAGGGUUGUAACAUUUUCUGUAACCCCCCAACGGACAAAGUGGAACGUUUUUGUUUUAGGUUGAUUGCGCCUCUCUCUUCCACAUCCAUAUUCUCUGUAUUGAACGGUGGCUUUAGUGUAGGACACUGGUGUGAAGUAAUGGCAUGAUGAGAAUAUCCUAGCUUGCCUAUCAGAAAAUGAAGAGGUGUGUGGCGCAAUGUGAUUUUUCAUACCCGGUCUUUUAAGAACCCAGUCCUAAAGGAAAGGAAGGGACUGUACUCACAAGGUGGAGUGGUGCUGCCUUUCUCACCUGUUCACCAGAAACCAGGCUUAGGAGCUGAAGACUGACCUCUACUGGUUCAAGAAGUAUAUGGCUAAAUACCUGAAGAUACAGUAUUGUGAAAAAUAUAUCUGGUAUUGUCUGACAUUUGCUCUUAAAUAUAUUUAGUAUUUAUUCAAAAUGCUAUAUUUUUACAAUAUACAGUAUAUGCAUGGGCCAAUAGUCCAAUGAACAUGUUGGAAUUUAAUAUGUGAAUGUAUUGGUUCUUCUGGAUGGUAUAUAUAAGCUGAUUGGUCUACUCUAAAAAGCAAUGUGACUGUUAAUUGUUUGGGUGGUUCAUGCUCGUCUCUUAUUGGACAAGGCUGUGUACUGUACUGUGUCAAUAGGACUGACUGUUGUAAUACUUGAUCACAAUCAGAUGUGAACAGCUGUACCUGCCUGUAAUAUUCCUACUAUCAAAUUGGCCUGAAUGUUAACCAUUUGUAAAUCAGAGAAUUGCUCCUAAAUAAAAAUGAAACUAUUGGGUAGAAGUAUAUAAUGUGAUGAUCCAAUGGAUAUUAGCAUCUAAGGUGCAUUAACCUCUGAAGGAAUAAGCGCACACUUAUUUUUUUCUCCACAUUUUGUUACGUUACUGCGUUAUUAAAAAAUGGAUUUAACACGUUUUUUCCCCCUCGCCAAUCUACACACAAUAGCCCAUACUGACAAAGCAAAAACAUAUGUUAAAAAAUUAAGUAAAAAUGGAAUUACAUAAGUAUUCAGACCCCUUGCUAUGACACUCGAAAUUGAGAUCAGGUGCAUCCUGUUUCCAUUGAUUAUCCUUGAGAUAUUUCUACAACUUGAUUGGAGUCCAGCUGUGGUAAAUUCAAUUGAUUGGACAUGAUUUGGAAAGGCACACACCUGUCUAUAUAAGGUCCCACAGUUGACAGUGCAUGUCAGAGCAGAAACCAAGCCAUGAGGUCGAAGGAAUUGUCCGUAGAGCGCCGAGACAGGAUUGUGUCGAGGCACAGAUCUGGGAAAGGGUAGUAAAAAAUGUCUGCGGCAUUGAAGAUCCCCAAGAACACAGUGGCCUCCAUCAAUCUUAAAUGGAAGAAGAAUGGAAUCACCAAGACUCUUCCUAGAGCUGAGUUCACGGCCAAACUGAGCAAUCGGGGGAGAAGGUCUAUGGUCAGGGAGGUGACCAAGAACCCAAUGGUCACUCUGCUAGAGCUCAAGAGUUUCUUUGUGGAGAUGGGAGAACGUUCCAGAAGAACAAGCGUCUCUGCAGCGCUCCACCAAACAGGCCAUUAUGGUAGAGUGGCCAGACGGAAGCCACUCCUCAGUAAAAGGAACAUGACAGCCCGCUUGGAGUUUUCCAAAAGGCACCUAAAAACUCUCAGACCAUGAGAAACAUGAUUUUCUGGUCUGAUUAAACUAAGAUUGAAAUCUUUGGCCUGAAUGCCAAGCGUCACGUAUGGAGGAAACCUGGCACCAUCCCUACUGUGAAGCAUGGUGGUGGCAGCACCCAUGAUUUGGGGUUGUCUUUUAGCCGCAGGGACUGGGAGACAAGUCAGGAUCGAGGGAAGAUGAACUGCAAUGUGCAGUGAGAUCCUUGAUGAAAACAUGCUCCAGAGAGCUCAGGACCUCAGACUGGGGCGAAGGUUCACCUUCCAACAGGACAACGACCCUAAGCACAUAAUCAAGACAGCGCAGGAGUGGCUUCGGGACAAGUCCUUGAAUGUCCUUGAGCCAGAACCCAGACUUGAACCCGAUCUAACAUCUCUGGAGAGACCUGAAAAUAGCUGUGCAGCCAUGCUCCACAUUAAACCUGACAGAGCUUGAGCGGAUCAGCUGAGAAGAAUGGGAGAAACUCUUCAAAUACAGGUGUGCCAAGCUUGUCGCGUCAUACCCAAGAAGACUCGAGGCUGUAAACUGCUAAUGGUGCUUCAACAAAACACUGAGUAUUUUGAGUAAAUGUCAAAAAAACUGUUUUUGCUUUGUCAUUAUGGGGUAUUGUGUGUAGAUUGAUGAGGGGGGGGGACAAUUUAAUCCAUUUUAGAAUAAGGCUGUAAUGUAACAAAAUGUGGAAAAAGUCAAAGGGGUCUGAAUACUUUCCGAAUGCAUUGUAUUAUACUGACCUCACAGGCAGCUGUCUACCUGUCAAAUACCUUCACUGAGCCAAUUUCACUCUGCCAGACAGACCACUCACCCCAGCGACAUCACAGAGGAAAUAAAAUGCCAUGUGGCACCCACUAGUGUGUGUGCACGUGCAUGCGUGCACAAGUGUGUAGUUUGUGUGUGUGUGUAAAACUAGUUUGCACCAGCAGAUGGUAAUGUUACCCCAGGAUAAAGACAAGAGUAAAGGGUGUCUCUGCAUCCUCAGAAUGCCAGCAGUACAGUGACUUCAGAAAGUAUUCAAACCCAAUGACUUUUUCCAUAUUUUGUUUGUGUUACAAAGUAGGAUUCAAAUUGAUUUAAUUUAAUUAUGAUUUUUUUUGGGGGGGGGGGUCAACAAUCUACACAAAACACUCUAACAUUUGUAUUCAUGAAAAAUGAAACACUAGUAUAUCUUGAUUAGAUAAGUAUUCAGUCCCCUGAGUCAACACAUGUUAGAGUCACCUUUGACAGCAAUUACUGCUUUGUCUUUCUGGGUAGGUUUCUAAGUGCUUUCCACACCUGAAUUGUGCAACAUUUGCCCAUUAUAUUUUUUCAAAAUUCUUUAAGCUCUGUCAAAUUUUUUGUUGAUCAUUGCUAGAAAACCAUUUUCAGGUUUUGCCAUAUAUAUUCAAGCAGAUUUAACUCAAAACUCUAACUCGGUCACUCGUUCACUGUCUUCUUGGUAAGCAACUCCUGUGUAGAUUUGUCCUUGUGUUUUAGGUUAUUUAGGCCUUGUGUUUUAGGUUAUUUAUUUUCCACCAGUGUCUGGUGGAAAGCAGACUGAACCAGGUUUUCCUCUAUAAUUUUGCCUGUGCUUCGCUCCAUUCAGUAAAAUGUUUACCCUGAAAAACUUCCCAGGCCUUAAUCACAAGCAUUUCCAUAUCAUGAUGCAGCCACCACUAUGCUGAUGAUACUCAGUAAUAUGUUGUAUUGGAUUUGCCACAAACAUAACACUUUGCCAUAUUUUUUGCAGUAUUACUUUAUUGCCUUGUUGCAAACCGGAUGCUUGUGUUAGAACAUUUUUAUUCUGUACAUUCUUUUCGCUCUGUCAAUUAGGUUAGUAUUAUACAGUAACUACAAUGUUGUUGAUCCAUCCUCAGUUUUCUCCUAUCUGUCACGAGUUACUAGGAGCGGAAGGCAGGAGUCAGGCGCAGAUAGCAGAGGGUUAAAUAAUAGAUUAUUUAUUUCUCCGGCACAAAACGGUCACGCCAAACACAGGGCGCAGAAACACUGACCAGCCCAAACACACAGGGCAAAACGAUCCGGAGAACAAAAAUACAUCCACAACCGACAGCGAACACAAAAUAAUCCCGCACAAACCUAAGCCUAACAGGCUUAAAUAGACCAGAAAUCAAGAAACACAAAAGAAACAGGUGCAACUAAUAAGACUAAACCAACAGAAAAGGGAAAAGGGAUCGGUGACGUCUAGUAGACCGGCGACGACGACCGCCAAGCACCGCCCGAACAGGCAGGGGAGCCUGUCGUGACAGUACCCCCCCCACCCCCCCACCCGGGUCGCCUCGAGGGCGACCCGGAGGGCGAGGCGCCGGACGAUCCGGGUGGAGGCGGUGGAAGUCCCUCAGAAGUGAAGGGUCCAAAAUGUCCCCCACCAGUACCCAGCACCUCUCCUCUGGACCGUACCCCUCCCAGUCUACGAGGUACUGUAGGCACCUCACCCGGCGUCUCGAGUCCAGAAUGGCACGUACUGUCUACACCGGGGACUCCUCGAUGUCCAGAGGGGGCGGAGGGUCCUCAGGCACCUCACCUUCUUGCAGGGGACCAGCCCCCACCGGCCUGAGGAGAAACACAUGAAACGAGGGGUUAAUACGAUAAUAAGUAGGAAGCUGUAACCAAUAACACACCUCAUUUAUCCUCCUCAGGAAUUUAAAUGGCCCUACACACUGCAACCCCAGCUUCCGGCAGGGCAGGCGGAGGGGCAGGUUUCGGGUCGAGAGCCAGACCCGGUCCCCCGGUGCGAACACGGGGGCCUCACUGCGGUGCUGGUCAGCGCUCUUCUUCUUCUGCUCUCCAGGUGUCCUUCGAGCGCUGCACCGAUUCCUCCACUGCAGGAGCCUCGGUCUGGCUCUGAUGCCAUGGCGCCAGGACCGGCUGGUAGCCCAACACGCACUGGAAGGGAGACAUGUUAGUAGAGGAGUGCCGAAGGGAGUUCUGAGCGAGCUCCGCCCAUGGGAAGUACCUCGCCCACUCACCAGGGCGGUCCCGGCAAUACGACUGCAGAAACCUACCCACAUCCUGGUUUACUCUCUCCCCCUGCCCAUUACUCUCGGGGUGGAAACCCGAGGUCAGGCUGACAGAGACCCCCAGCUGUUCCAUGAACGCCCUCUAAACUCUGGACGUGAACUGGGGACCCCGAUCAGAAACGAUGUCCUCAGGCACCCCGUAGUGCCGGAAGACAUGGGUAAACAGAGCCUCCGCAGUCUGCAGGGCCGUAGGGAGACCGGGCAAUGGGAUGAGACGGCAGGAUUUCGAAAACCGAUCCACAACGACCAGGAUCGUAGUACUUCCCUAAGAUGGGGGAAGGUCGGUGAGAAAGUCCACAUUUACAUUACAUUACAUUACAUUUAAGUCAUUUAGCAGACGCUCUUAUCCAGAGCGACUUACAAAUUGGUGCAUACACCUUAUGACAUCCGCCCGACAAGUGCGACCACGGCCGUUGUGGAAUGGGGAGGGGCUGUAAAUUCCCUCUAGGCAGGUGUCGAGGAGCCUUGCUCUGAGCGUACACAGAGCAGGAGUACAUAAAAACUCAAUUACUUAGCCAACGUGGGCCACCAGUACCUCCCCCUAAGACUCCGCACUGUCCUCUCAAUGCCAGGAUGACCCGAGGAGGGUAGUGUAUGGGCCCAUCGAAUCAACCUAUCACGGACACUACGCGGCACGUACUGAACCCCUGCUGGACACUGAGGGGGUGCAGGUUCUGGCCGUGGCGCCAACUCGAUAUCCGCGUCCACCUCCCAUACCACCGGUGCCAUCAGACAUGAAGCUGGGAGGAUGGGAGUCGGCUCGAUGGACCGCUCCUCGGUAUCAUAGAGGUGGGACAGCGAGUCGGCCUUCAUAUGAAAUCGUGAAACGAAAACGGGUAAAGAACAUGGCCCACCUAGCCUGACGCGGAUUCAAUCUCCUCGCUGCCCAGAUAUUCUCGAGAUUACGAUGCUCAGUCCAGAUGAGGAAAGGGUGCUUAGCCCCCUCAAGCCAAUGUUUACACACCUUCAGAGCCUUGACAUUUACAUUACAUUUAAGUCAUUUAGCAGACGCUCUUAUCCAGAGCGACUUACAAAUGGGUGCAUUCACCUUAUGACAUCCAGCUAACAACUCCCGGUCCCCCGCAGUACCGAGCUUCUUCAGAAAAAAAAGCGCAAGGGUGGAGCUUUGGUGGCGUGCCCAAGGGCUGUUAUAGCAGGCUGCCACCCCAGCCUCGGACGCGUCCACCUCCACUAUGAACGCCAAAGAGGGGCCUGGAUGCGUUAGUGAACAGCUCCUUCAGAUGACUGAAAGCUCUGCCCGCCUCUGCUGAAGUAAUGGGAGCAGCCACCUGACCAAAACCCCGGAUAAACCUCCAGUAGUAAUUGGCAAACCCUAAAAAACGCAGCACCUCCUUUACCGUGGUCGGAGUCGGCCAAUUACGCAUGGCUGUAACACUCCAUCACCACCCCAGAGUUGGAAAUGCGAUAACCCGGGAAGGAAACGGCUUGUUUGGAGAACACAUUUCUCAGCCUUGAAGUACAGGUCAUGCUGCAGCAGUCGCCCAAGUACCUUACGCACCAGAGACACAUGCGCGGUGUGGCAGAAUAGAUCAGUAUGUCAUCGAUGUACACUACCACUCCCUGCCCGUGCAGGUCUCUGAGAAUCUCAUCUACGAAAGAUUGGAAAACGGCUGGAGCAUUCUUCAACCCAUACGGCAUGACGAGGUACUCAUAAUGGCCAGAUAUAGUACUAAAUGCGGUCUUCCACUCAUCUCCCCCCCGGAUACGCACCAGGUUAUACGCACUCGCAGGUCCAGUUUUGUGAAGAAGUGUGCACCGUGAAAUGAUUCCACCGCAGUAGCGGGUAACUAAACCCCACUAUGAUUGAAUUUAGACCUCUAUAAUUAAUGCACAGACACAGACCACCCUCCUUUUUCUUCACAAAAAAAUAAGCUUGAGGAGACGGGUGACGUGGAGGGCCGAAUGUACCCCUGUCCCAGAGAUUCAGUGACGUAUGUCUCCAGAACCACUGUCUCCUCCUGGGACAAUGGGUACACGUGACUCCUUGGAAGUGCAGCGCUCUCCAGAAGGUUUAUCGUGCAGUCCCCUCGUCGAUGGGGUGGUAAUUGGGUUGUCUUCUUCUUACAGAAGAGGGAAUGCGCACAGUGGAGACCUGGUCUGGACUCUCCACCGUUGUCGCACCGAUGGAAACUCUUAUGCACCUGCCUGAACACUCCUCUACCCACCCCCGGAGAGCCCCCUGUCUCCGUGAAAUCACCGGAUUGUGAUAAGCCAGCCAGGGAAUCCCCAGCACCACUGGAAACGCAGCUGAAUCAAUAAGGAAGAGACUAUUCCGCUCCUUAUGAUUCCCCUGCGUUACCAUGUCCAAUGGAACCGUGGCCUCUCUGACCAGCCCUGACCCUAAUGAUCGACUAUCUAAGGCGUGCACGGGGAAAGGUUGGUCUAUCGACACCAGGGGAAUCCUAGCCUUAACGUGAGGCCCACGAUCCAUGAAGUUCCCAGCUGCGCCUGAAUCGACUUGCGCCUUAUGCUGUAGAGAGGGAGAAAAACCAGGAAAAUAAAUUAACAAAAACAUAUGGCCGACAGGAAGCUCUGGGUGAGUCUGGUGCUGACUCACCUGUGAUGAAUGAGAAGUGCUCUGCUUGCCGUCCCGACUCCCAGACGAGAUCCUCCAGCACCAAUUGGCAGUGUGUCCUCUUCGACCACACCCGGUGCAGGAGGCACCUCCUCCUCCGGUCCCCCUCGAUGCGCCCCCCCCUAACUCCAUGGAGAUGGGAGGGCCUAGAGGUGGAAUCAGGAGGGCCCAUUCUGGACGCCCGCGGGCAGUCAGCAGGUUGUCCAGUCGAAUGGACAUGUCGAUUAGUUCAUCGAGGGAGAGGGUGGUGUCCCGACACGCUAGCUCACUGCGGAUGUCCUCCCAGAGGCUACAACGAUAGUGGUCCAUCAAGGCCCUGUCGUUCCACCCUGCCCCUGGGGCCAAGGUCCAGAACUCCAGUGCAAAGUCCUGAGCGCUCCUCGUCUAGCUGUUCACCGGCCGUUCGGCACUCAGGUGGGUGGUCGAACACAGCCCGGAACCGGCAGGUGAACUCGGGGUAGUGAUCCCUCGCCGAGUCUGGGCCAUUCCACACGACCCGUCAGACAGGAGACGAGGGCGCUCACGCUCUCUUAAAAAUAGGAGAAUCUUCCCACUUAAAUUCCCUUUUCUAGAUACUUUACAUAGGACAGCUAAUCGGCCGUACCAGUUAUUGUCCGGGAGGUGACGCUAUCGCCUCUUCCUCGUGUUUAGAUUUCAGAGUUCAAACCACUUUGGGCAUGAGCUGCAGCGACACGCCUCUCUGAUCUAAAUGUUUUUUUUUUACCAAUCCUUUUAUACACUCUGGUCGAAAGGGACGGUUCUGUCAGGCUGAAACGCUCUCUGACCUCACUCGGGGUGUGGCUACUUACUUAGAAAAAACAAAUUAUCUCUGAUAGUUCCUUAUUUUAACAAAACUACUUUAAUCAUUUUUCAUAUUUCAUGCACAACGUAGAGGAUGGAGAUUUUGUACAUGUAGUGGGUAUCCUUUUCAAGUUACAGUAUUUCCUUUAUAACAAUUUUAUUGACGUCACAAAAUAACAACCGAAAUGACAUCAUUAUUCUUUAGAUCGUCUCUGACCAUGCCCCACAUUCUACAUUAGAAAUAUUGUUCCAGUAUUCGCUUUAGAACGUGUUAGAGUUUCGGCUGGAAAAAGUCUUUGGAGACAAAGCACAUUCCUUUGUGACCCUGAAUCUCCUCUCCUUUCAUUUACAACAGGGCGUGCGGUGUCAACCCCCCACCAGCUCCCUCCUCCCCCCUCUGUGGGUGAGAGAGGGUCUGGUUACUGUCAUCCAUUGCCAAGCUUGAUCUGACCUCUUUGGAUCCUCACAGGACAGUCAUGACACUUUCGACCCCCCCAAUGAACUGAGACUUUUCUUAUGGUAAAAGAGUGGGGUGCAAUGCAAUAUUAGGCAGGUGUUCCUAAUGUUUGGUUUACUCAGUGUAUGUUAAAUGCAUUCAGUAUAUUUCCUAAAAAAUUCGGAAGAAAAAUUCUGGAGAACGUAUUUUAGAAUAUAUUUUCACAUGUAUUAAUCAAUAUUUUUGGUAAAUAUAUUUGAAAAAAUGUAUUUGAAAAUGUUUUGUCAAACAUAUUCCAACAUGUAUUUGUAAUGUAUUUGUGAGAAAAAUAUUUAAAAUUCAAAUGUAAGGCAAAUAUAAAAACUGCCCAAAUCAUAUUGUAACAAAAUGGCGACUGUUCAUUGACAUCACAUUCACUCAUGUCAGUAUCAUUAAGACUGCAGAACAGGCAGUGUACAAGCCUAACCUUUAAAAACAGAACACAACAGAACACAUUAACUGGCAUGAUAAUCCGUCUCCUGGGAGGCCAAAAAAGACUCAAACUAAUCCAGGCACCCAACACGUCAUGCCUCCAAGUCUUGUAAUAGGCAUACAAAAUCUUGCAUUGGAAAACCUCCCCAUACAAAAUAAUUUGAUGAAAUAUUUGGCACAAAAGCACUAACAUGCAUUCAAAUGUAGAAAAUAAAAUGGGUGCAAAAAUGGGUGUCUUUCAUGUGCAUAUAACAAACUUGACGAAAGCAUUACAACCAACGUCAAAUGUGCAAAUGUACUGGAUCAUUCCAUGAAAUAAGUGCCUUUUGCGUCCCUUUGAUAUGUUAAGUAGAAAUGAUGCGCCAAUAUUGCAUUCUAAAAGCCUGUCAUAUGAAAUGAAGUGCCCUUUAAUACAGACCACAUGGGUAAUUCAAGAAAUCAGAUUUUCCAUGUGAAUAAGCAGUUGCUGAAGUGCCUAAAUUCAGCAUUUUGACGUGUCCCUCUGUGACUUCUAGGAAGAUUUUAACCCACUAACCCCUUAAUAUACUCACGUGUUUUCACUGUCAUUGUACAGCCCUAGUUAUUUUGUUGCUUUGACAAAGUCAUGUCUGAAGAUUCUUAUUUAUUUCACGUGGUUAGUGAUUCGUUUAUGUCUGACCCUCAUUUUAAGAUCAGCCCUGUGACGUGAACUGAACUCUCAUUUGAAUAUUGUGAAACGUUGAACAAUGAACAUCUAAUAGUCAAAUGAUUUUCUGGUGUUUUGUUGAGCGGGUUGAGCGUAACACGUCAAUCAUCAGGCUAGAAAUGUUCAACUCUCCUUUUUUUGGAGGAGUGAAUUGCCCCUCCCUGUUGCACACAACAAGCUUAAAUAGAUUGAAAUAGAUGGUUUUCCCAUAUUGGCAGGUGCAAUGGUGAGGUUUUAGCACCGCAGCAGUAACAUUCGGCCUCAUUCACUCUAAGCCACUGAAGAAACCAUUGUAAAAGCUCCCCAAGGAGAACUCUCAUUAGCAACCCCCCGCGGUUUCUUAACACACACAUAAACAUAAAAAAGAAGCAAACACAGCUACACACAACCAAGCCUGCACACACACCGUAUAUACUGUAAAUAACAAUAUGCUUCCUAAUACAGGAGAUCAUAGAAAACGAAGGUGCGUACAGUAGGACGACCCCACAUGAUAUAACACGCCUUCACUCAAAACGUGCUUUUCUCUCCUUCUCUCACAUACAUGCAGUCACUUGCGUGUGCACACAAACAUGAGCACAUGAACGAGCACAUAAACACACAGAGUAUACAGAACAAACACUUGCAAAGCAUUUGUGUUCCUCAAAUAGGAGAUAAUGAAAGAAAAUGAUGGGCAAAUGAUGAUGCUGACUCUGAAACCAUGAAAUACAUUGGGAGUCUUUCGAUAAACUAGGGUAGAAGUGAUGAUUUCCUACGCUGCACAUCUUCUUACAGCUGUCGGAUGAUAAUAAUCUGAUAAUUCACCAGUUGAUUUAAAACCUAUGUUUAACCCUUUAUCAUGCCUCGUGUCUUGACAGAUUUGUCCAAAAUCAUGUGACAUAAUACAUAUAUUUUCUGUCCUUGGAUUUAUGUCAGUGUUGUUGUUAUAUCAUACUGUAUAUUAACCAUUAAUCAGUUAACUUAGACAUUGCACUUGAACCGUGUAAGAAUCGUAUCUAGCUGUCCGAUAGUUUUUGUAUAGUUUUUGUGGGCACACAAAUCCAAAAUGAUGUAUGCAAUCGCAAACCGAAAGCUUCUCACGGAAAGAGUCACCUUACCUUGAUACCUAAAACCGAAAUCGAUACUGACAUUAACAUGGUUCUUCAAUAAUUAUGCAUAAUGCUUGUUGGAUGCACAUUUGGUGUCCAGCUGAUUUAGUUUUAGCUGUGAAAUUCUCACACAUCCAGGAAGGAAUUGUCGGAUUGACAGUUAAGUGAUGUACAGCUGUUGUGAUAGCGCAUGCUAAAAAAAGGCGGUUCUCGAGGAAUGUACCAAAUAUUUUGUACAUCAUGCCGGCGAAGACAGUUGUGCCUGUUGUCAUGACGUUGGCCUGGGGGUUGGUUUAUGACAGUCAUAAAUACUUCUUCCCCCUUUUUCCUCUCUCUAACCUACUGAUGUUACAUUUGAAAACCCCUUGGUUAACGUAGAGAUUCUGGGAACGUCAGAAUGUGGGGGAAAUUAACUAUAUUCUGGUAAUCCAAACAAUUGAACAUAUGCAGUGGUACUUAAUGAAUAUGAUGUCCGUUCGGUUGUCAUCUGAGACAUUCUCAUCAAUGAUAAGAUUACAUAAACUCUACAGUGGAAAGUCUACACAUCAGAGUUAUCGUAUUCACAUGGAAUUGUUGUUCACAUUAAAUGUUUGAAUUUGAAAUUAUUUGUGAUGGGAUGAAAUGUGAUUUUAGCUUCUAAAAUGUGAGAUGUGGGUUUUCAUAAGUUAGGGCUGCUCACUCAGUGGCCCGCCCACGUGAAGAGACAGAGGUUGUAAACUAUGACACCCCCUUCUCUUCCUUCCUAUAUAAGCUCUUGACGACAACAUAACUAUCUGUUCCGCGGAUAUGAGGGUGACGAUCCCAUGUCAGAAUGGUUCAGAUAAAACUACAGAAUGAAGCCAACAUCAGCAUGAGCUUUGGUUGCGAAUGGUAUGAUCUUUGAACUCUUAUUCAUGACAGAAGUGAUACCUCCUAGCCAUUGAGUUAGCGACCGCAGCUGCAAACGCAGGUUAGGAAGGAACAGACAGAGUAUCCCAUCUACCACACAACGACGUUACUACAACUUAUCCAAGUUGUAGUAUAUAUAAAUAUUUAUUGCAUUUUCCUUUUCCAAAUGGGCGGUAAUUUAGAAUGAAUAAGAUACUGUAUUUACGAUAGCACAGCUUCUUCCCUUUGUUCCUCAGUCUUCCCGCUCUUUCACUCAAACCCAGACCCUUUUCCUUUGUGUAACAAGCUGUCAUAUCUGUUCUGCCCGCUAGGGACGCUUUCCUUUAUGACAGCAAUUUGUAAUCAAGUUAUGAUUUAAUUAUGUGGAAGUGUGAUUCUGUGUGAUUAGUUAGGUAUUUAGUAAAUAGAUAAUUAAACCCAAUUUUGUAUUGCUGA
Messenger RNA from Oncorhynchus keta (chum salmon), 19442 nucleotides. RefSeq names its product KN motif and ankyrin repeat domain-containing protein 4-like. The transcript is spliced from 11 exons. NCBI's taxonomy places the organism in Eukaryota, Metazoa, Chordata, Actinopteri, Salmoniformes, Salmonidae. Gene Ontology annotation, cellular component: cytoskeleton; cytoplasm. Gene Ontology annotation, molecular function: protein binding. Gene Ontology annotation, biological process: negative regulation of actin filament polymerization. The coding region runs from base 229 to 4494 and encodes 1421 amino acids. The record is from RefSeq and is a predicted model, not a curated record.